Otolemur garnettii (small-eared galago) is the source of this 2848-nucleotide messenger RNA. It is a transcript of the gene TEAD3, whose product is annotated as TEA domain transcription factor 3. Gene Ontology annotation, biological process: positive regulation of transcription by RNA polymerase II; hippo signaling; embryonic organ development. Bases 291 to 1403 code for a protein of 370 amino acids. Gene Ontology annotation, molecular function: RNA polymerase II cis-regulatory region sequence-specific DNA binding; DNA-binding transcription factor activity, RNA polymerase II-specific. Gene Ontology annotation, cellular component: transcription regulator complex. NCBI's taxonomy places the organism in Eukaryota, Metazoa, Chordata, Mammalia, Primates, Galagidae. The record is from RefSeq and is a predicted model, not a curated record. The transcript has 13 exons.
UCGGCGGAGCGGCCCGGCCGGAGCGCCCCCCUGAGCUCGGACCAGGCUCCGGCUGCCCAGUGGGCUCAGGCCCAGAGCCCAGAGCAACCAGCACAAUAGCGUCCAACAGCUGGAACGCCAGCGGCAGCCCCGGGGAGGCCCGGGAGGAUGGGCCCGAGGGCCUGGACAAAGGGCUGGACAACGAUGCAGAGGGCGUGUGGAGCCCGGACAUCGAGCAGAGUUUCCAGGAGGCCCUGGCCAUCUAUCCACCCUGCGGCCGGCGCAAAAUCAUCCUGUCAGACGAGGGCAAGAUGUAUGGUCGAAAUGAGUUGAUCGCACGCUACAUUAAAUUGAGGACAGGGAAGACUCGGACGAGAAAACAGGUCUCUAGCCAUUUGCAGGUUCUAGCCAGGCGGAAAUCUCGGGAGAUUCAGUCCAAGCUGAAGGCCAUGAACCUGGACCAGGUCUCCAAGGACAAAGCCCUCCAGAGCAUGGCAUCCAUGUCCUCCGCCCAGAUCGUCUCUGCCAGUGUCCUGCAGAACAAGUUCAGCCCACCCUCCCCUCUACCCCAGGCCGUCUUCUCCACUUCCUCACGGUUCUGGAGCAGCCCUGCUCUCCUGGGACAGCAGCCUGGACCUUCUCAGGACAUCAAGCCCUUUGCACAGCCAGCCUACCCCAUCCAACCACCCCUGCCACCAACACUCAGCAGUUAUGAGCCCCUGGCCCCGCUACCCCCAGCUGCUGCCUCUGUGCCCGUGUGGCAGGACCGUACCAUUGCCUCCUCCCGGCUGCGGCUCCUGGAGUAUUCAGCCUUUAUGGAGGUUCAGCGAGACCCUGACACGUACAGCAAACACCUAUUUGUGCAUAUCGGACAAACAAACCCCGCCUUCUCAGACCCACCCCUGGAGGCCGUUGACGUGCGCCAGAUCUACGACAAGUUCCCUGAGAAAAAGGGUGGAUUGAAAGAACUCUAUGAGAAGGGGCCCCCUAAUGCCUUCUUCCUUGUCAAGUUCUGGGCUGACCUCAACAGCACUAUCCAGGAGGGCCCAGGAGCCUUCUAUGGGGUCAGCUCCCAGUACAGUUCUGCUGAUAGCAUGACCAUCAGUGUCUCCACCAAGGUGUGCUCCUUUGGCAAGCAGGUGGUGGAGAAGGUGGAGACUGAGUAUGCCAGGCUGGAGAAUGGGCGCUUUGUGUACCGGAUCCACCGUUCACCCAUGUGCGAGUACAUGAUCAACUUCAUCCACAAGCUGAAACACCUGCCUGAGAAGUAUAUGAUGAACAGUGUCCUGGAGAACUUCACCAUCCUGCAGGUGGUCACAAGUCGGGACUCCCAGGAGACCUUGCUUGUCAUUGCUUUUGUCUUUGAAGUCUCCACCAGUGAGCAUGGGGCCCAGCAUCAUGUCUACAAGCUUGUCAAAGACUAGGGUACCCUCUGAACCCCCCACCAGAACACAAGAGGAGCAUCUUCUCCAUAUACCUGCCUGGUACCUCCGGGGGUCCAGGAUUGAGGACUCAUCCACCUGCCAGGCCUAAGGCCCAGGACCCAGCAGGCCUCCCCACUACCCCAGCACAUACACUCCCUGCCACUAUUCUGCGCUUUAAUUGUGGGAGAAGAGAGAGGAAGGCUGGCAGUGGCACUAACUCUCCAUCACUCAGCUCUGCCCAGUUUUGAGUGACCUCCAAGAAGUGGGGAUGGAGGACACCUUUGGGCUUCAGCAUGUGUGUCCACUUGUCCCCCCUCCAGGGGAGUGUGAUGGGCAGGUGAGGUAGAAUGGAGAUGGGAGAGUCAGCAUGCAGAGGCUGAGGAAGGAGACUUUCAAGUCACAGCUAGCUUGAGAAAACAAAUGGGCCGCCACUUUAUUGCACCUUCUAUGUGCCAGGCCUGGUGCCAAGGCUCCUUAAAUGGCUUGUGCCAUCCUUAGACCCUGCAAAGCAAGCAUGGGUCUCUGUUUUAGGUGAAAUGUUGAGACUCCAAGAAGUUGAGGGACCCACAGGAGCGGUGGACAGAGCUGGAGUUCUCAUCCAGGGCUGCUUGUCCCCAGAGUCCAGGUUUACACUACCUCCCUGGAGCAGGAGCUGGCCAUAGGGUUGGGGAGGGCCUCUGUACUGGGAAUGAGGAGUGGCACCUCCUUGGGGGCCUAGACAAGAGCACCUUCUCCUAGAGUCCCCCAGGGCAGGAAAGCUCCUAUUUCUGACUAGGCAGGAAGAGGGGAGGGGAACAGCUACUAAGCACCUGUUAGCACCCUAUCAGCCUAUAAGCCACCCAGGGCCCCAGAAGCCUCUAGGCACCCCUCCAAGCUGCCCUGUCCCCGGGCAUGAGGUGCCUAUGGGCCCCAGCAUUCCCCAGAGGCAGGCCCAGGCUGAGAAAUAGGACUGAAGGCCAGGUAGAGAGGAAGAUGCAGUCCCAACCUCCAGGCAGACCAGAGACCAGGGGAGCAGGGCUGGCAGAAGGCUUUGAUAUUUCCACUUGGGUUUGACAAAUGCUUGGUGCACACUGCUCCAUUCUGUUCUUCUCCAACUCAGUCUGUCUUGGAACAGCAGCUCCCAGUUCUGAGACUGAAGGUUAACCCUUCCCCUGUUGCCCCUUCUCUGUACCCAGGUUCCUGAGGGCCAGCGUGGCCAGUCUAGGGGCCAGCCCUGGGUAUUUAUGCAUUCACAUGAAGUACUGUGCCCUUUCCUUCCUCAUCCACCAACCAUGCGUGAACUUCUGAUGGUCUUCACAGUUUGCAUAUCGCUCAGGCCACCUCCAGACCCCACCUAGGUUUUAUAAUGUAUAUUAUAUAUAUUUUUGUGUAUUUUUUAAAUCCAGCUAUGAUGGGUUGUAUCAUAAAUGUGGCUUGGGGCCAGGGUAAGGGCCAAGGCCCUGCUC